AUGAGUCAAUCACUAUAUGUGCCUCCGUAUUUUUACGGAAGUAGCUAUGCCUAUUGGAAGGUUAGAAUGUAUGCUUUUCUUAAGUCCCUAGAUGAACGUGUCUGGGUGAGUAUACAAAAUAGUAGGAAACCUCCUUCCACAACUGUGUCGGGUGUUGUAAUCCCAACUGACAUUUCCCUUUGGACUAAGGAUGCAUUGGCUGAAUACAAUUGGAAUAGUAAAGGUCUCCAUGCAUUAUUUAUGUCUAUGUCUCCUGAAGAGUUUAGGAUAGUGUCAAUUGAACAAAGUGAUUCCUCUAGCAGUGAAGAGGAAAAGGGCUAUAUGGCUUUUGUAUCUACUGUCAAGAGCGAGUCAGAUAAAGAGAGUAAAAGGUUGAGGAGGAGCCUAUUUAAGAAGGUAGACGAGCUUGAGAGAGAGAAGGAGAAAAUCACUAAUGAUCUUCAAGUCUCAUCUAAGAAUCUCAGUGAGUUGAAGUGUGUCAAUGAGAAAUUAGAGGACAGGGUUAAGACAUUGACUUGUGAGUUAGAGAAAUCCAGCACUCAACUGCAGUCAUUUGUGAGUGGAACUAAGAAACUAGACGAUCUAUUAGGAAUGAACAAACCAGUUGGAAAUAGGCAAGGUCUAGGAUUUGUGAGUGAUGACAAUGUGUCUAGUUUGUCCAAGACCACAUUUGUCCCCGCUUCCAACAGAUCUAAUGUUUCAACCAAUCCAGAAUCCAAAGGCAAGAAUUUCACUGGACUGAAGGCCAUUAGAGCCCAUAAGAUUUCUACACCUAAAUUUCAAGAUCAACACUCACGUGCAUUUGAACCUAGGUUCAUACCCACUUGUCAUCACUGCAGUACUUUAGGUCACACGAGACCUAGGUGUCGAAAGCUAGCAAAUAAGAAUAGAAGUCAGGAUAUCCCUAGUCAAGUAAACUUCCUUUCAAAUCAGCGUAUAAGGCUUAAAAUACAUGCAUGUGGUAUCUUGAUAGUGCUUGUUCUAGACACGUGUGGUAACAAGGGCUUAUUCUCUACAUUUGAUGGCUGCAACGAUGGUGUAGUUACCUUUGGGGAUGGAGCUAUGGCACCCAUCCUAGGUAAAGGCUCCAUCACCAUUUAUGGACUUCCUACAAUAUCUAAUGUGCUUUAUGUAGAGGGCCUUAAGUCCAACUUGUUGAGCAUUAGUCAAAUUUGUGAUGAUGACUAUGAAGUGAGUUUUGUCCAAAAGAGAUGCACUAUUUAUAACCCUUCAGGUGGUGUUGUUCUUGAAGGUGUUAGAACAUCUGAUAACUGUUAUGGAGUUCUCCCAUACUCGAACUAUGUGUGUAGUAGUGCUAAAAUUGAUAUGUCUGAACUUUGUCAUCAAAGGCUCGGUCAUGUUAAUUACAGAAGUCUGUCUAAAUUGGUCAAAAAGAAUAUUGUCGAUGGUUUACCUAAGAUUGAUCAAAGUGAAAAUGCUGUGUGCAAGCCGUGUCAACAAAGAAAGCAACUCGGAUAA
This is a messenger RNA of Olea europaea var. sylvestris, 1479 nucleotides long. RefSeq lists its product as uncharacterized. The transcript is spliced from 4 exons. The coding region runs from base 1 to 1479 and encodes 492 amino acids. NCBI's taxonomy places the organism in Eukaryota, Viridiplantae, Streptophyta, Magnoliopsida, Lamiales, Oleaceae. The record is from RefSeq and is a predicted model, not a curated record.